GGAGAGGUUGACAGAGUCGCGAUCGAAAAUGUGGUUCGUGUUGUAUUUGUUUCUGGCGCUUCCCCUGCUUUUAGUGGCCUAUCUGGAGCUGAGCACGUUUCGGCGCAGAAGAGCUCUGAAUAAAUUCAAGGGUCCGAGCCGGUUACCAAUCGUGGGCAAUGCCCACCAGGCCGGCAAGAAUCCCACAGAGAUUCUCGACCAGGUAUUCUCUUGGUGGCAUCAGUAUGGCAAAGAUAACUUUCGCUUUUGGAUAGGAUCUUACUCCAAUUUGAUCAUCACCAAUCACAAGUACUUGGAGUUCAUACUCAGCAGUCAGACACUGAUUACCAAGUCCGAUAUCUAUAACCUUACCCAUCCAUGGCUGGGGCUUGGCUUGCUUACCAGCACGGGCAGCAAAUGGCACAAGCAUCGAAAGAUGAUUACGCCCUCCUUUCACUUCAACAUCCUGCAGGACUUUCACGAAGUGAUGAACGAAAACUCUACAAAGUUCAUCAAGCAGCUGAAGGAAGUGGCAGCCGGCGACAGUAUUUUUGACUUUCAGAACGAGACCCAUUACUUGACUCUGGAUGUCAUUUGCGACACUGCCAUGGGAGUGUCCGUGAACGCAAUGGAAAAUCGCAGCUCCUCCAUUGUUCAAGCUUUCAAGGACAUGUGCUACUGCAUCAACAUGAGAGCCUUUCAUCCGUUCAAACGUAAUGACCUGUUCUUUCGCUUGGCUCCCGACUAUCCAGCCUAUUGCAAGACUCUGAAGACCCUGCAGGACUUUACCAACAAUAUCAUCGAGAAGCGUAUCAACGCCCACAAAGACGGAACCGUUUCGGCAAGUCAAGGUGAUGAGUUCUCUCGCAAGAAAAUGGCCUUCCUUGACACCUUGCUGUCAUCCACGAUCGACGGUCGCCCGCUUACGACUCAGGAGCUUUACGAAGAAGUCUCUACUUUCAUGUUUGAAGGACACGACACAACCACUUCGGGAGUGUCCUUUGCUGUUUUUUUGCUCUCCAGGCACCAAGACGAGCAACGAAAACUAUUCGAUGAACAGCGCGAAGUGAUGGGUGACUCCGGAAUGGAUCGUGAUGCAACCUUCCAGGAAAUCUCUGAAAUGAAAUAUUUGGAUCUGUUCAUCAAGGAGGCACAGCGCGUGUAUCCCAGCGUACCAUUUAUUGGUCGCUAUACUGAGAAGGACUACAUUAUUGAGGGCGAUCUUGUGCCGAAAGGUACCACCCUUAAUUUGGCACUCGUCAUGCUUGGCUACAACGAUCGUGUGUUCAAGGACCCGCACAAGUUCCGUCCCGAACGAUUUGAGCUGGAGAAACCCGGUCCCUUCGAGUAUGUGCCCUUCAGUGCCGGUCCCCGCAACUGCAUUGGCCAGAAGUUCGCUCUGCUGGAGAUCAAGACGGUGGUGUCCAAAAUUAUUCGCCACUUUGAGGUGCUGCCUGCCCUGGAUGAGCUUGCCUCCAAGGAUGGUUACAUAAGUACUAGCCUAGGAUAUCCGCCUGAAGAAAGGAAGAAGCGCGACUUGCUUCGCCACAAAUACGAUCCUCUUCUCUCUGCUGUUUUGACCCUGAAGGCCGAGAAUGGUCUCUUUAUACGCCUUAAGGAAAGGCACUAGUCUCUACGGGUUAGAAUAAACGUUAUUGUUGAAUAUUA
Drosophila persimilis is the source of this 1647-nucleotide messenger RNA. RefSeq names its product cytochrome P450 4e2 (gene Cyp4e2). NCBI's taxonomy places the organism in Eukaryota, Metazoa, Arthropoda, Insecta, Diptera, Drosophilidae. Gene Ontology annotation, molecular function: iron ion binding; monooxygenase activity; oxidoreductase activity, acting on paired donors, with incorporation or reduction of molecular oxygen. The coding region runs from base 29 to 1609 and encodes 526 amino acids. The transcript is spliced from 5 exons. The record is from RefSeq and is a predicted model, not a curated record.